Molecule: messenger RNA, 666 nt
Organism: Closterium sp. Naga37s-1
Lineage: Eukaryota; Viridiplantae; Streptophyta; Zygnematophyceae; Desmidiales; Closteriaceae
Source: the annotation of a GenBank genome assembly
AUGAUCCCGUCAGGUGCGGCGGUCUGCACUGCCUACGGCGCGUCGGCCACAUCACUGCUUCGGCGGCCGUUCGUCCCUCAUCCCGUGCCGGGCGGCUCUCAUGCUGCUUCUGCCGCUUCUGCCGCGUCUGCCGCCGCAGCGGCCGCUUCUACCGCUUCUACUGCUUCUGUUGCUUCUACCGCUUUUAUGGCUAAUGCCCCUCAGGCCAAGGCUCUGGGUCCGAAGGGACAGUGGAUCCUCAAACUCGUGGCCAAGCUGCGUCCCACCAAGUGCAAUGGGAAAGUCGUCGGUGACAAAGGAGCUUCGGGGAAAAUCGUUAUCGCAGCGGUGAAGUACUCUGCAUCGUCCUACACCACCACCACCAAGUUCCUUCUGCAAAACCUCAAAGGAGGAGAUAAGCCCGUCUACGGUUACGUACGUAAAUGCACAGAGACUCCAGCGGAUUCACGCCCCAUGGCAGAUCUCGCGUUUGUGAACAUCACCAGUGCCGCUGGCGGCCAGCGCGGGCGCUACAGCUGGAAGUUUGAGAGCGAGACGCUUCAGAACACAGAGUUAGAUGCACGCCUGGCUGUGUAUCUCGCUGUGUCGAGUUCGUUUGCAGUCAUAGGGCGUGCAGGUAACGAGCGCGCGCUCUAUGGCCAGGUUUUUAGCUUCCAGAGGACAUAG